Molecule: messenger RNA, 7122 nt
Organism: Lepisosteus oculatus (spotted gar)
Lineage: Eukaryota; Metazoa; Chordata; Actinopteri; Semionotiformes; Lepisosteidae
Gene: arhgap30
Product: Rho GTPase activating protein 30
Biological process (GO): small GTPase-mediated signal transduction
Molecular function (GO): GTPase activator activity
Source: RefSeq, a predicted model, not a curated record
AAAGCUGCCCGAAUCCUACGGGCGUGCGACUGAUCCACUGAAUUGUGGGAAGGGGGGAAUCACGCGUCAUCCCUGAGACCUGCGUUUCUGAGGCAGGAGGGGCGCCCUCGGAGGGAAAGAGCGCUAGAGGGUUGGUGGAGCAAGGUGGGGGGGCUCUUUGGCGAGGCGGCGAAGAGAUAGCGAGGAAAAAUCGCUGCUUCCGGUUCCAGAGAUUGACGCCCGUUGAACGACACAGAUAUACGUGCGCGUCGAGGCCUAGGCAGGGGCCCCAGCCCGAUACAGCAGGAGGUGACACCCAGAUGGAAAACUGGAAGGGUGCGGACCACAGUUACAGCUGGAGACGCCAACACCCAGCAGUAGCACGCGGCUGACUUCCGACCUUUGAACCCCCCACCCCGUCCAGACCCUUGCCUGGCACCAGGGAGGGGAGCCUCCUGUCCGCCAAGAGCGAUGAGGCGUGGGAGGAGGAAAGGACAAGCCAAAGAAAAAGUGGUGUUUGGCUGCGAUCUCGUGGACCACACCACCAACACCAACCAAGAAAUUCCGCAGGUCCUGCGCUCCUGCACUGAGUUCGUCGAGGAGCAUGGAAUUGUGGAUGGAAUUUACAGACUUUCGGGAAUCUCAUCCAACAUCCAGAAACUCAGGAAUGAGUUUGAUUCCCAGAAGGAGCCUGACCUGAACAAGGAAGUCUACCUGCAAGACAUUCACUGUGUUAGCUCCUUGUGCAAGGCCUACUUCAGAGAACUGCCCAACCCUCUGCUUACCUACCAACUAUACGACAAAUUUGCGGAUGCCAUAGCAGUGCAGCUGGAAGAGGAGCGACUGGUCAAGAUAAAGGAAGUGCUGGAAGAACUUCCUAUUCCUCAUUACAGGACCCUUGAGUUCCUGAUGCGCCACCUGGUCAGAAUGGCCUCACAUGCACCACAAACCAACAUGCACUCUCGGAACCUGGCGAUCGUGUGGGCACCGAAUCUCCUGAGGUCAAAGGAUAUUGAGACCACGGGAUUCAAUGGGACUGCCGCGUUCAUGGAGGUACGGAUUCAGUCCAUUGUAGUGGAGUUCAUCCUAAUGCACGUGGAACAGUUGUUCGAAGAAGACCCCAAGACAGAGCCCCAGAACAAGCGGAGGAAAUCCCUGCCUAUUUCGCCCUCCCUGCAGUCAGAUGAGUCAUUUUUCAGAGCCCUGCCCUUCAACGUCCCCAAUUCCAUCAGCCCAGGGGAUGGGCCGCUACCCAUGCGCCCCUACCACGCCAUCAUAGAGGUGUCCGAAAACAAGAGGAAGGGCUCUCUGAAGGGCAGGAAAUGGAAAUCCAUUUUCAACCUCGGCCGGUCUAGCAACGAGACCAAGAAAAAGGGCAAGAGUAACAGCAAAGAAAAAGAAAAGGUGAACCUCAGACCAGCGAAAAGUAUGGAUUCUCUAAGCUCGGUGCCAUAUGUGCAAGAUGUUCCCAUGUCGAACCGCAGCUCCAGUGAGAUGCUAGGGCAGGAGUGCUUUGGCAGCGGAGAGUCCCCCACCCUCGGCCCCAGCGCCGCUCCCUCUGUCGUCCCGGUGGCGGAGGGGCUGAUGGGGGGCAGCAGCUACGCCGUGACCUACCGCCGAGGGGGAGGGGCCAGCGUCAGCGUCCUGAGCGGGGCAUACGGGAAGGCCGAAUCCGGGCCCUCCAGCCUGGGGAGCUACUCGAUCACCGAGACCGGCCCGUCGAAGUCGCCGAAGGUCCACGGCAACCGCGCCGAGAAACGGGCCGGCAUCCACAUCUCCGGCCCCUUCUCGGUGACCGUGCCCCUGCACAUCACCUCCGGCUUGGCGAUGGGCGUCCUGCAGGGGGUCAAUGUGGACGCCGGAGACCGCAAGGCAGACAAAAUGGAAACAAGAGAGGAGGCCAAAGACCCAGAAUGCCAGCCUCAGCAUCGGGACGGGAUGACCGAGGGAAAGGUCCCGGAAAAGAAUGUAGACGACACCCCCCAGCCGGACACGAUGGAGACAGGACACUCUGCGGGUGACUCUUUGGGCAGCGAGAGCGAGUCGGGUGACAAAGACCACGGGAACAGUGAACAGAGUAGCGUCAGCUCAGAGGAAGAAGAGGAGGAUCAGGAUGCUGAUUAUAUGGACAUGCGGAGAGACAUCGGUUAUGGAUGCCCUCAUGAUUUCAGCCUGGAGCUGCAGGACACCUUUGGUUUCCUGGACCUCAUUGACAGGAAUGAUACGGUGGAGGAGUUCUCUGUGGAACCUCCUUGCUAUGAAGAUGACGAUGCUUGUCAGAGCUUCAGCAGCGAGAUGUACGAACCGCCCAGCAGUCUGUCUCCGGAGUCGACAGACUUCAGAGGGAUCCCCCCAGAGAACGAUAAUGAUGACGACGACGACGAGGAAUUUCACAGUGUGCCAGACCACCUUGACCUCACCGAACUGAGACCAUCGGAACCGCUCCCCACAGCGGACUCCCGCCGCAGCAGCCAGGACAACCAAGUGACGGAAACUGCCCGGACCAUUGGGGAAGACGAAAAGGAAACCACUGAGCCUGACCAAAGUUUGACACGUCUUUCAGAUGACCGUGCCAACGAAGCGAAGCUCCCUCCAACCGGAGCCCUACAAGAGAGUUUGGAAAUCAUUGAAGAUCUGCAAACAGCUCCGGCCGACACCAGUCCACCGCCUGAAAGCGAACAGAACUAUUUGGUGACCAGCAUUUCGGAAAACGCUGGUCAAACUGAGAAUGAACUUCAGCUUGAACCAAAGGUUGAGGAACGCAUAGAAGCAGAACCAGAUGGAGGCUGUAAAAAAGAAAACCACGUCAUGACUGGAGAGUCCGGUAGGAUUCUUGAAGAUAUUCCAAUGAAUCCUGAACCGCUGGAUGAUACGUUAGAAUCUGCUGUUGCUCCGCUUCAUAAGGACAGUGUGUUGCACUGUGCAGGCGAUGUCGUCGAACUAAGAAUAACAGAAGACAGCUAUACGCUGGAAUGCACAGAGUUCAGAUAUAGUGAGAGCUGUGUGCAGAAUGCUUGUGUCAAAUCGGGGACUGUAAAUAUAGAAAAUGACCGAAUACAAUGCUUGGGGAUCCAGCAAAGUAUGGGAGUAAGCUGCACCAAUGACCCACAAGGAAAUGAGACGCAUUUUGUUCCUGGAAGUUCACACGAGACUACCUCUGGCCCACAGCUGGAACAGGAUUUCGAUACAGGCCUGCAGAACCACCCUGCCUGUGCCUCAGAAGUCCUAGAGGUGCUUACGGGGGUUUUAAAUGCUAUAGAUCAGCAGCCCGAUUCUGCAAGUUCAGCAUCGUCCGAGGUGCCAGCAACAGUUAAACUAGCCGAGGAAGCCACUGUUUGCACAGAGAACCAGGGGAAGUUUGAAGCUACGUGUGACGUCAAUGAGUUAGAUGCAAAGACUGACACCAAGGGGCACCUAGAGCCUGUACAGAAUGCGCCGGCACCGGAUCCAGAGGGAGACAAACCAAGUUCCCUGCUUGCGCUUGAUGAUGGCAACUUGAAACCAGAUAAAGAUGAGGAGCUCAGCAAGGAGGUCACUAAUGAAGAGACUGAAGGCCUGGAGGCUACAUCGGACUCCGGUGCAGGGUCAAACAGUGCUGCUGGUCCAGAUAAUGAGGUUGCCGGGAGUGCAGAAAUGAGAGAUGAUGUACAGGAAGAGCCAUGUCCUCAUCUGACGAAGGGAGAGGAGGAGGAGGUGCACCCAGGCCAGACCGAGCCAGGAAUGGAGGGCUCGGAGCAGGGGGAGAUCGAACCGGCACUGUUCGAUGACGAGGGCGGCGCUCGCAUGAAGCUGGCCAUUUCGGGUAACGCCCUGCCCAGAGUGUACCAAGUGAAAUCGGUGCCCGUUGUGCCCCCCAAGCCCCAGUUCUCCAAACUGCCCCCUGCUUUGAAAAUGAAACACCAGCUGUUCCACCACCAGGAGGCGAAGCCGAAAGAGGGAGAGCAGGAGGGCGAGAGAGGGGGAGACGACGGCGGGAGAGAGAGAAACUCCUCUCCCGCGGGGGGCGGGGAGACGGGGAAGGACAGUGACAGCGAGGGAGACAAGGGAGGGGGCGGCAGGAUCGGACACAACGUGCCGGCCAGCAUCUCUUUCGACGAGGCCUGGGCGAGGGCCAUGGACAGGCACCCCAACAAGGUGCCCGUCCGUCGGAUCCAGACCUGCGGAGACUCGUCACCCACAGCCUCGCCCUCCGUGCCCAAACUGGCUCGGCACGCCUACAGCGACAUCACGGGGCAGGCUGUCCAAUCGGGAGCGGCGGCGGCGGCCGUGGCCAAGAGAAAGAGCUUUCCCCACAUGAAAUUGGCUUGCAUGGAGACAGAAGACGAACGGAAGAGGAGGUCUCUGAUGAUGGAAAGCAGGAGUGGUGGGGGAGACUGAGCGGGAAGCACUGGCGCAAGGGGUUGAGGCUAGAGAGAUGCUGCGAUAUGUCUGAUCUGCUCUACAGGCAAUCCCCUUUAACGCUAGAAUUACUGGAGUUGUACACAUGUUCUGUUCACAAUCUAGUUUAGAUAUCUGAUAGAACUGCUUAUCAACAGUUUACUAAUGGUAUUUGCAAUGUAAUAAGCAGUUAUAAGAAUACCCGUAUGAUAUAGUUCUGGAUGUGGGCCUAUAGGUAUAGUGCAGGCUAUGGGUAGGAUUGGACUAAGUUACUAACAUCCUGUAAAUGUUGGUAACGAUCCCUGUCACUCUCCUAGUUUCAAAAACAUUUUUAAAUGGCAUUAGAAUAACUGUGAUUUUUCAUGCACAUUGGACUAUUGCCACAACCGAAGCAUUGUAAGCAAAUUAAUUCACUGGCCGUCCCCUCAUAUUAAGAGGAUGAUGGUCGUCCAUGACUAUGAUGGAUUCAGCUAGGAUCAGAGUCCUCUCUGCCAGGUGUGGGUUCUAUGUCUGGAUGUACACGGCGCAGGUCAGUUACAGAGAGACUCGCUUCACUUCCUCUGACACCCCAACACCUUGGGUUGUGGUUGCUUUUAGAUGCAGGUGUAACCAAAUGACAUUCUGCAUUAUGCAUUUACAGCAGAGUCCUGGAUAAUAAAUUAAGAAUAUCAAAAUGGGAUACUAACCUGUAUAAGGAGAUUAUUCCAUCUCACAGGCAAAACGACAGCUCUGGUAGUUCUGGUUAUAGCAUAUUACACAGCCUUUAUUGCUCUGGAAAUGUUAAUUAUCCUGCUGUUUCUAGAUCAGCAGUACAGAUAUUUACUAAAACCCAGCCCCCAUGUGCACCGGAUACAGGGAAUGGAGUCAUUAAAGUCCAAAAUGACAACUCUGGUAGUUCUAGUGUUAACCUCCAAUUUAAUGUUUGUGUGUGAGAGUUGUGUACUUGUGUGAGUGGGCAAAAGGAGUACAGAAGAUGCAACUAGUGUUGUAGAAGAAAAGAUUCUAAUAAGGGAAAAACACAUGACAAAAAAAUAUAUAUUUUAUACCAAAUCCAUAACAGGGUGAGGACCAGCAUUUUGCAUCUAGAGUUCUCCAAGUGUCCCACAGCCCUCUAGAAUUUCUCAUCUAAAGAUGCACCUUGUUGUUUAUUUGAAAACGUUCCGUUGGACUGCAGAUCUACCUGUGUCUUGGGUUUUGCACAUCUGCAGUCAACUUUUGUUCAUUAUUUUUUUCUAUUUGUGAGAGCUAGAAGAAAAAAGAAUAACUGUGGUAGAUCUGGACCUCUGGUAAACCAUGUUCACAUACAGGUGUCCGAAAGCACUGUGUUAAUGUUGGAAAAUGUUUGCUGGACAAUGUUUUGUACGACUCCGUCAGUGUCCAUCCAGCCCUCCAGGCUUGAUCUCGGACUGUCUUCCCUAGAAAUCCAGCGGUUGUCAAUUACCUCCCGUUUCUACUGGCAGAAGCUACAAGACGCCCACAGCUACAAGAUGAAAACAUUCACUCUGCAGGAUACUGUCCGACACCACCUCAAAACGUGCUUCUCAAACAGUUCUCACUCAGCUUUUUUUGGCUGUUCCGCAACAGGGGUAGGCCCAUGGAAAAUUUCACUUUCCGUCUGGAGCAAUUGUGUUCAACCGUCUGUUUUGGGUACCCAGAAAGCGGAGAAACUCAGCAGCACCCCUGCCUCCGCAGUGCAUGGAGUUACCACCACAGAAAGAUGCGCAAGAUACCAGAUUCUGCGAUACAUGACCAGUGACUGUCCGCACUUUCGUACCAUAGCAAUUUAUGAGCACAUAAGUCAAUGUAUCAUACAUGGGCAUGCUCACUGCCCAAAAUAUUCGGUUUCUAAUAAUGUUAGUUUUGUAAGCCACAACAACGCAAGGUUUUGAUAUAUCUGCUGUCCAGGCCUAUACCACUAUUCUGGCAGGAUGGUGUUCAUCUGAAGUUGUGAUGUUGAGCGAAAACUGUAUGCAACACCAUUUCCACCAUUUUGUCACAGGAUGGAGAUCGGGGUAACUGUUGAGGGAAGGCUAUAGAAAAUCUUUCACAAGUUCCUCAUGAUGAGCUAUGUAUCCUUCAGCCUUCUUUUGAGAACUACACAUUUGACCUAAUAUUUUGGCCAGUGAGGGUAAAUUAAGUUUGAAAACCUGCAUCGAAUGGGUUUGUGUAAAUGAACAGACCAAUAGGAAGUGAUUACCAAGAAAUCAACUGAUUACUUUUGUCAAAAUAAUCCUCUAGAGACACAAGAGUUUAACAACCCAAACCAGGGGGAAUUCUCAUACAAAAACUAACUUUCUUUUAAUUUUCUCUGCAGUCCUUUUUUUCCUAUAUUUUUUAUUAUCCCGUCUUCUUUAUGCAAUUUUAGUGUCGCACAUGUGACCGUCGCGGUUCCGCGCCCCCGCCGCCCGUUUCGUCCCGCACCUUGGGCGCGAACCCGGGUCUCCGGCGGAAUCGCCUAUUGUUUCUACUAGAACCUGUUUCUACGCCGAGUGAGCUAAAGGAGACCUCCCCCAGCCCAGGCGGCUGAGGUCCCUGCUACGCGCAGUGAGGGCGAUGACGUCACCGUGUCCGAACUGGCUCCGCGACACACACAUUUCGCGUGUAUUUUUAAACCUGGGCCUAACAAGGGGAAAAAAAAAGAAAAAAAGAAAGACAAUAAAACUGAACAUUGCGGCCUUUUAUGUAAAAUGUAUAAAAACAAAAUGUUCUUUUGUAUGUUUAGGUUUUUGAAAAAACCUAAUAAAAUCUAUUUGUAAGCAAUCAAAA